AUGACGAGCGAAGUCGACUCUGCAGAACUGGAGCUGCCUUUGCCAACCUGCGUAAGCUAUCACGUGACGUCAUGUGACCCGUGUGACGCUGCAGAGCUUGCGGAAAAUGAAAAUGGGCUGGGGAAUGCGGCUUCAUCUCUCGACUUCCUCCCCAGCCUUUUUCCCUGCCUCAACGGAUCCUUCUCCAGACUACGCAUCACAAUGGAUGGCCUCAAUGCCGCGGAGCAACGCGAGCUUGCCGCUCGCAUGGAAAGAAGACAGUUGAAGGAGUUCAUGACUAUGUACUCCAAGCUCGUCCAGCGCUGCUUCGACGACUGUGUCAACGACUUCACCACCAAAUCCCUAAUUUCCCGCGAAGAGGGCUGCGUCAUGCGCUGCGUGGACAAAUUCUUCAAGGGUUCUGCCCGGUUGAACGAACGCUUCCAGGAACAGAAUGCUGCCAUGAUGCAGAGCGGACAGCUUCCAGGUCGGUAG
This is a messenger RNA of Monascus purpureus, 474 nucleotides long. The record is from the annotation of a GenBank genome assembly. NCBI's taxonomy places the organism in Eukaryota, Fungi, Ascomycota, Eurotiomycetes, Eurotiales, Aspergillaceae.